UGCUUUGCCAGUAAUUUCCUCGGCGCCUCCAUGCGCUCAUUGGUGCGUGCCUCCAACGUGUCACCAGUUUUGGUGGAUUAACCCAGAUAUCUACACCAUCGGGAGGGUUAACAUCAUUCCUUUCGCUCAACUCCCGUCCGUCUUCACGGUGUCCAGCUGUCAACAAGGACCUCUGAAAACAUUUGAGAAACUUGUGACUUCCAAAGAACAACUCAGGAAAGACGAUUGGAGAAUUUAGAUUUUCCUUUUGCACGCACGUCUAGCAUAGAAAUGCAUUUAUCUACUACGUUUCUUUUUGUGGCACCCUUGAUGUUGGGGAGUCUCUGCGUCAGUGGAUUCCCGGGCUGCUCGUCCUGUGGCUUUCCGGCGACGGAGACAAACGCAAAUGAAAGGCUGAUGAUAGCAAUCGUCAAGCAUCAACUUUUGGAAAAGCUGCACCUGAAAGAGAGACCAAAUAUCACUCAGACGAUUCCCCGGCCAGCGCUCCUCACUGCGCUGCGCAAACUGGACUCGGGGCGCUUCGGGAACGACGGUACUCAUGAACUCGAGAAAAGUAUACUCACCAAAAACCAAGGCUAUGAAAUACUGAGCUUUGCAGAUUUAAAUGAGACAGAGAGUGGCGAUGCAGCCAGCCUCAGUCUUACCUUCCAGUUUCUGCAGGAACGUGGCCACAGUAUCCAGGUGCUCCACUCGUCUCUGUGGAUCUACGUCCGCUCCUCUGAGGACCGCAAUCGAGACUCUCGCCUUUCUGCUCGGGUCUUUCUCUCUGCAGAAGGUGGGGGGUCCAGCUCUAACCGAACCCUGGUGAUGGAAAAGAUGCUGGAGGUCCAGGCGAGUAACUGGCACACUUUCCCCAUCACCCGCACCCUGCAGGCAUUCCUGGAUGGGGGCCAACACCGACUGCAUCUGGAAGUCAGCUGCAUUGAGGGUGGAAAGAACCUUUGCUCCCUUCAUAGCUCCGCCGACACCGGCAACCAGCCCUUCCUGGUGGCCCAAGUGCGUCUUCGGGAGGACCACUCCAAGCACACGGUCAGGAAGCGCUCGUUGCAUUGCGGUGACGAUGUAAGUGUGUGCUGCAAGAGAGAAUUUUACAUCAAGUUCAAGGAUAUCCAGUGGAAUGACUGGAUCAUUGCACCUGAUGGCUACCAUAUGAACUACUGCAUGGGUCAGUGCCCCCAGCAUCUGUCUGGCUCUCCAGGCAUAGCAUCCUCGUUCCAUGCCACUGUCUUCAGCCAGCUGAAAGUCAACGGCAUUAACACGGCUGCAUCUUCAUGUUGUGUUGCCACAGAGCGCCGGCCACUCUCCAUGGUGUACUUUAACUCCCAGCACAGCAUUGUCAAAAAAGACAUCCCUGAUAUGAUAGUGGAGUCCUGCGGAUGUACAUAAAGGACAGAGUAUAAGACAUAGUUAACUUAGAUUUGCUUUAAUACAGGCAACUCAAAAUACAUGUUCUGUGGUCGGACAGAAAGAUAACACACAUGAAUAUUGUUGUAUGUCUAGUACAACCGACUCUAUAUAUGUUGUUACGUGUAAAAACCAAAAAAUAGAAGUAACAACUUUGUUGUGUCUUAUAUGAGACACACAAGUGUAUUGAAUUAGAGGCAUCAUUAAGUUGUUUACAUGCACCUAAACAAUUACUAUCAUGUCAUAGGCAUUGUUUCAAAAUUAAGAUUGCAUUCGGGAAACAGUAUAGGCACAAAGACAAAGAGAUUGUUUUGUAUUAUAUUUAAUAAGAUCACACAGUUCAAUUUAAUUUUAAAGUCUAAUAUGCAGUUUAAUGAGUUGGUGAAAUAAUGCUGAGAGUGCCUAUAGAACCAACUGGGGGAAUUUAGAUGAUACACUGAAUCUGAAUGCAGACACGUUUUGUAUCCAUAUAUCAGAGGCAUUAAUUAAAGAGAGGAUAAAAACUAAGAAAUCUUAUGGCAGACUCGACACAGACAACAAAGAAGUCAAACUUAUUUAAACAAAAAAACUGCUUAAAAAGGGCUCAAGAAACACAAAGAGAUUGAUAUGGAGCCGUCACUGUUGUGUUUUAAAGAUAAUAUAGGUUAUUUAUUUUGUAUUUCAUAAUUGCUGCUUGUAGCAGAACUGACCGCACUUCUAGCUUUUCUAAAUAUUUUGCUACAAUAUUUUUUCAUGUAAUGGGCACAGUGUCCACACACAAUAUGACAUUUUGAAGCAAGGCUUUGAAAAUAAUGAAAGAUAUCCUUGAUUCAUUAACUCAGGAUGACAAAAUGCAACUUGGACAUUGUUUCAAGUUAUCUUGGUCUAAAUACCGAGGAGAAUCCAUUGAGUUUUAUUUCUCUUUUUUUGUGGACCUGUCACACAAUGUUCAUAUUAACUUUUAUUUUUCAAUUUCAAUUCAAUUCAGUUUAUUUGUAUAGCCCAAUUUCACAAAUUACAAAUUUGUCUCAGAGUGCUUUACAAUCUGUACACAUAGACAUCCCUGCCCCAAAACCUCGCAUCGGAUCAGGAAAAACUCCCAAAUAACCCUUCAGGGGGGAAAAAAGGGAAGAAACCUUCAGGAGAGAACAGAGGAGGAUCCCUCUCCAGGAUGGACAGGUGCAAUAGAUGUAAUGUGUACAGAAGGACAGAUUUAGAGUUAAAAUACAUUCAAUGAAUAUGACAGAGUGUAUGAAUAGUUCAUAGUAGGCAUAUUCCACGAUGGAGACCUCCACGAUCCAUCAGGCAGAUGGCGGUAGAGAGGCGGAGUGGGCGGAGUCUCAACAGUGGGCGGAGUCUCAACAGGGCAGUGGCGUGGUCGGUAGCAGGAAUUCCACGACCCAGAACCUCGAUGAUCCAUCAGCAGAUAGGAUCUAUGCCGUCUCAUAGGGUCCGAUGACCCCAUGAGACGUGAAGUCAAAAGGACUCCGGGGAGAAAGCAUUCUAUAUCUGAUGUAUUUGACUAUCUUUUGACUGUCUUUUAUCCAUAAAUUACACCCAACCAACACGUUCAUUGCAUUGUAAAAUUGUGGUGAAGCAGUUUAUAAAUCUAAAAUGAAAUAUGUUUGAUCAGCAUCUUCACUGUAUUGUUUACACAAGUCGGCUAAUCAGUUGGGUAACUAUGUCUCUGACAGCAUAUGAACCCACGGUCAUUUGUCGGCGGCGUGAGCAAACAUUUAGCUAUUGCUUCAGUGUCAGGUUAUGUGAAGGUCUUCGAGGCCUGUGGGUCAAUGAGCAUGGGGUGUUGCACGUCGACAUUUAUAUCUCUCAAAGUCUAAAGUUUUCUGGUAUAAGGUCAAAUUAGAAGCUUUCCAACGAAAGGCCACCUGGUAAUAAUUGUCAGGGAUUUGAACAUCUUCCUGUUAUCCCAAAAGCACAAUUUAUAGUCCUGGCUAUAAUUUAUAAGCGAGUAACAAUGCCAUGACAAUAUCUGGAAAAAAAAGACCAAGUAGAUAUUAAAAUAUGCCAGCAUCCAUACUAAAAGUAAGAAUGCCUUGUCUUCUUCUCACUGAUGUUCACACCAAAAAGGUGUGAAAGCCAAAUAUGUGUUCUGCUUCCUGGAUGAUGUUUUAUGGGGUUGUCCCACUGUGUUUUCAACCUGUAACGUUCUGCUAUGAUACACAAGAUAGAUUUCAAAGCAAUACUUUCUCUGUUGCUUAUAGAAGCUACACUUGUCUUAUUUCUUCCAACCUAUGUAAAACAAGCUUAUUGUGUCUUAUUUUAUCUUGCGAGCACCCCCUGCCCUAGGACUCAAUGUGACAUUGAGGCGCCACCAUAACAUAAGUUAUUAAGCACUUUAUCAGCCUACUGUAUUUUUAGUGCAAAUUUUGCUUGGAGGUUCUACUACAAAUAAGCCAGGUGGGCUCUAACUGGAACAUGUAGGCCCACAGAAAGCAAAUGUCAAUCAUGUUAUUUUCUUAUGCUUUAGUUUGUUUUCCAUGCAUUGAAUUGCAUUUGUUCGCAGAGCACACAUAUUUCUGUAUACUGUAACUGGUGGAAAGGAAUUGAAUUUUGUGUCAAUUUAAAGUUGUAAUUAUUUUCUUUUCUUUUGAUAUCAUGCUAUAUUUAAUGCAUAAUGAGUUAUUUGAAAUAGAAACUAAAUGCAAGAUGUCACAAUAUGCUGAAAGAAGUAUAUUUUUAAUAAAUACAUAUUUUAAAUCAA
Pseudoliparis swirei is the source of this 4105-nucleotide messenger RNA. RefSeq names its product inhibin beta A chain. Gene Ontology annotation, molecular function: growth factor activity; cytokine activity. Gene Ontology annotation, biological process: BMP signaling pathway; SMAD protein signal transduction. Bases 271 to 1386 code for a protein of 371 amino acids. NCBI's taxonomy places the organism in Eukaryota, Metazoa, Chordata, Actinopteri, Perciformes, Liparidae. Gene Ontology annotation, cellular component: extracellular region. The transcript has 2 exons. The record is from RefSeq and is a predicted model, not a curated record.